Messenger RNA from Microthlaspi erraticum, 309 nucleotides. The record is from the annotation of a GenBank genome assembly. NCBI's taxonomy places the organism in Eukaryota, Viridiplantae, Streptophyta, Magnoliopsida, Brassicales, Brassicaceae.
AUGAGUAAAGCUCCAUGUAAAGACAAGAUAAGGCUGCUGCAAAAGGGAAAUGUUCUAAGUGGUUUUCUGAUUGCACGUGGAUCAGUUGAGAGUGCUAAGAAGAAAGCAAGUCAAGAACAGGAGGUUCUCAAUGGCUAUUCAGUUCAAAUGGGUUAUAAUCUGAUGGUAAGAGAUUGCAUACAGAUUUGGUUUGAAGCUGGGUGUUAUUCUCAGGAACGAACUGCAGGUUUUUCCAUAACAGAGCUGCAGGUUUCUGGAAGUUUCAGAAAGAGGGCACAAGGCUGUUUUGAGAUGGAGCUACUGAAGUAA